AUGUCUUCACCAGGUGACGCAACGAUACCUGCCACAAGACGCGCGAGGAAAUCGAUUGGUUCACAUCAUGAUAUACGCAAAGCUAGGGAUAAAGAAAAUGCGACUGUUGAUAUUGCCAGCGAGCUGGCUGCCAGUCGCAAAGCGAGAAGCAAAAGCAUAGGGCCGGGUGGCCUGGAUAGUUUUAAAGUUGGAACAGCAAAUAGGAGAGCAUCUAUUGCCGCGCCGCGAUCAAUUCUAAAGCCGCGCAUGUCGGCCCUCGUUGAGAUACCUUCACUUCAGUCGAAAAAACGAGCAUCUAGUGGCGACGAUGAUACUUCUCGUCGAAGAUCUCCACGUAAUUCGAGGAGUGGCGACUCUGCUGCAUCCAAAAUUGCCUUGCGCACCGAAGAAGAGCAGCAAGCAGCGGCCCGUGAACGCCAGGAGCAAGAACGCCGAGAUGCUCGCCGCAAGUCACUUGCAAAUCGAAGAGUGUCUUUCGCUGCGGAAGCCACACUUCACACCUUUCAUGAUAUAGAUAUGCCUGACUCGACGGCCUCGACCGACUACACGUCUCGCAGACAAUCGAAUGCGACAGGUGCUCAAUCUCAGGUCAACUCGACUGGGUACGAAGAUGAUGAUAGUGUCGCUUCUGGUCUCUAUAGCGACGAUUCAGAACCCGCGGAUGGCGUGGAAGAAGUGGAGGAUGCAGAGGAGGAAGACGAAAUGUCAAAUAGCGACUCGGACGACGGAACGAUGAUGACAAUUGACACUGAAGAAGUCACUGGAACGACGGUUGCCUCAGAUCGCUCGGCGCCAUUUGAUGAUGAGUCCUCAACCCUCGAGGAAGCGCUCAGACUUGCUGCUGAACGGGCAGGUACGCAGCGGCUCGACUCCUCCUCCUACGAGGAGGCAGACGAGGAAGCUGAAGAGGACGAGGAGGAAGAGGUCAUCCCAUCGUUUGGAUGGAUCAGAAAAGACACACAGAAACAGAACGGCUCGGCAGCCAGCUCAAGUUCUGCGCCCUCUCGACCCAGCUACUCACUCAACGAAGUUACUCAAGCUGAGAUGGAGAUGGACAUGACCCAAAAUAUGGGACGAAUUAUCAAGCCUGACAUGUUGAACGAAACCGGUGACGAGGCUGAAAUGUCGAUGGAUGUGACAACAGCCCUUGGAGGCAUUCUACAUGCACAAUCUCCAGAAAGUAGUCCUAUUCGAGAUGUACCAAAUGAUACACCACAGCGAGAUGAGGCGACAAUGGAACUUACGACAGCGCUGGGGGGCAUUCGGUUUGCGAGCCACGAUGACACGUCGGACGCUUGCGCCGGUGACGAAGAAAUGUCCAUGGAGUUCACAAUGGCAAUGGGCGGUAUUCUCGGCAACGAGAAGCGCAAAAGUAUCGGCAUUGCGCGCCGACGGACUCUCGAUCAGCUGGAAGCAGCUGACGCAACAAUGGACAUGACUACCAGCGUUGGUCGGAUUCUAUCGAUUGAAGCUCAACGCGAUACCGCAAACAGUUCUCAAAGCGGUGAUGAUGACGCCACUGCUGAUAUGGCGCUGACGGGGGCCAUGGAUAUGACUGCGGCUAUUGGGGGCACUUUGAAUAGUGAAGGACGACGCAGCCUUGGUAGACAAAUCAUGAUGGAAGAAGCGAACAAGCCGAAUAGUCCAGAAACUGCAAUCUUCAAUGCCAUUGCGAAACAGCCACCAAGACGAAGAUCGUCUCGCAAUGCUGGUUCCGAGAGCCCCAGCACCAACAAUGGUUUCCCUCCCUUGCGAGGUAAAUCACCGAGCCUGGAAGAGCACGCUACACCGCAACAUAACAGGAAAUCAUCUUCCCCGAAAAAGACGCUCGCGUUGCAGCCGGCACGAGAGGCCCUUCAGUCACAAAGUCAUAGCUCACCAGUUUCGUCACCUGUGCGAAGGCGAUCAAGCAGACUCUCGCCCUCAAAAUCCCCGGCCAAGAUUCAAGCACCAUCGCCAGCCAAGACUUCGAGCAAUGCAACCCCCGUGCCCAAUCGCAAGCCUGGCUCUCCUAAGAAAAGCCCCGCAAACUUUGCCACCCCCGAAAGUCGCCGUGUAUCUGGCGUUGGAGCUGAUCGCAAUGGCUUAGGGUCACCACGAAUUGCUGAGGUCUUUGACCGUCGAAGCUCGAUCGGCGACUCUGCAAGCAAGUUUGUACCUGGUAAUCGUCUAGUAUCAUUUGAGGACCCUCAAGCCCUCUCCAAAGAGGUCGAUGAUGAGCGAAUUCGCGAAGAAGAGCGUGAGCGUGCAGUUGCGCGUUCGAGCCGCCGCGGAGAGGACAAGGAUGCUACUUUCAACUUGAAGGAGAUGAUUGACAGCCUAAGUCCUACGCGAAGGCCACUCAAGGGACGCAAAAGUCUACACGUUGGCAGUGCCAAAGGUCUCCUUGGUAAGCGUCCCGCGGAGCUCGACGAGGAUGCGGAAGACAACGAUGGUGUUAAGCGCCUGCGUGGUCACCAGGGCAGUCCUGUCAAAAACGUUAGACUGCAGAAACCGACCAAGACGGGCGGCAUUUCUGGCGAUAUUUCCGGGUUCCGUGGUAAGAUCACUGCACCAGACAUGCACCAUAGCCUUUCAUCACCGCUCAAGGCCACUCAAACGACCACCCCCCGUAAAGAGGCACUACAUGAAAUGAAAGCAAAUCAUACUGUGCAUGGAACAAAUAUUCAUUCCCCCCAGAAAAGCCGUCCAGAGGAGAAUGCUGGCGACCGGAUCGAUUUACAGGACUUUUUGAACAUGAUUUCUAUUCGCUUCAUGGAAUUGCAGACGACGAAGCGACGACACACUACUGCCCCUGGAACUCUACAAGACGGUUCCACCGCUAAUGGCGAGGAUGAUAUGUCAUUGGAACGCUGCGUGGUGGCGAGUGCUUGCACCGUACCAAUGCUGGAGCUCUAUCAACAUUCUUGCCGUGAACUGAAAAAGUACAUAGCGGAAGGGCGGCGAAUGGUCAAGGAGAUUGAGGCUGAUACUCUAGAAGACAAUCCGCCACUGUUUCAAGAGUAUAUCACUGCGACGCCAGAUGUCAAGGCGUUGAUGGAUAACCAGUUCAGGAAUGUCAAGACGCAUGCUCGUCUUUUGAGUAAAGCCAUGUGGUAUGAAUGGAGGAAGAAACUCCAAGAAGGACUCAGAGAGGGACUUGUCAAGAUUUCUAGUGACAUGGAUGGGGACUACCGAGUCCUGCAAGAACAAAUGGACAUGCUGGAAUCGGUGCUACCCGAGCUCACACAAACCUACGAGGGCCUGGUGGAGGAGCGUGAGAAUCUGGAGGAGGCUGCAAAAGAACUUGCCGACUGCGAUCCUGCGGAGCUCGAUUCUGCUCGCGAACAACUCUCUACCUUGGAUGCCGAUAUUGACGCGAAGAAGGAGCUCAUUGCCGAAUUACGGCUCCAGCUCCGAACUGCUGAAGAGAACAGCGACUCACUGUCAGCAAAGAAGGUCAGCUGCUUAGCCGACAUAGCCCUUUCAGAAAAGAUCAGGGAAGAAUGCCGUGGCUGGAGUAGCGCAGAAGUCAAUAGUCUCAAAGGGCGUGUGGACGCACUCGAAAAGCAACUUGGUUGGGCGGUGACGGGGGUCAACGGAACUUCCCUAUCUAUGGCGUACAAGCGCGAGAUUGAGAUUGUCUUUGACGUGACAUCGUUUCAACCAGGCGGAGCCAAUUCGCAGAUCGACCUGUGGUACAUUGCCGAUUGUCGAGAGAAAGACCCUCUUCCUCGGACUGUUGAGAAAGACUUUUUCCUGCAGUGCAUUCGGGACUACACCCGAGCACUUCAGCAAAGCGCUACCAAGGUCUCAGAGCUGCUCGGCGUCGUUCAGCAGUCGUGGGACAGAGCGACUAAGGUCUCUUCUCAGAUCCGUCGCGUCAAUACUACGUUUCCGACGCAAGUUAGGAAGACGUCGGAUUCGAGCAUCGAGAUUGUCACGUCGCUACUAGUAGUACCUUUGCGCACGAGGGUACAAGUGACUCUGGAGCUCCAGAACCGGAACAUUACAAAAGGGCUGGAUAUGGACAUGGCCUUGUCAGUGUCAGUCGUUUACGGAGAGCAUUUCAACGUGAGCAAGAUUGGCGAGUUCUUGACUUCCAAGAUUGGCCGGACGAUGGGAGCGAUGGAGGAAAACUGGAGCGAUGUUUUUGUCGAGUUGCAUAAGCGGUUGAUGGCCCGAGGCCGAAAAUAG
Beauveria bassiana ARSEF 2860 is the source of this 4176-nucleotide messenger RNA. RefSeq names its product Spc7 kinetochore protein. Bases 1 to 4176 code for a protein of 1391 amino acids. Lineage: Eukaryota; Fungi; Ascomycota; Sordariomycetes; Hypocreales; Cordycipitaceae. The record is from RefSeq and is a predicted model, not a curated record. The transcript has 3 exons. Gene Ontology annotation, biological process: protein localization to kinetochore; mitotic sister chromatid biorientation; mitotic spindle assembly checkpoint signaling.